UUUGCAAAUAAGUGUCUUCCAGGAACUGUCUGGCCAUUCCACUCCGGGAGCUGUCUCCCUAGUGAAAAUGUCUGCCGGCCAGAGGUUCGCCUUUGUAAUAUGCAUUCUAGAAAUAAGUCUCCUGAGAGCGGGGCCCACUCCCAGUAACGAGUCGGCAGAAAAAAGUGGCACACCAUUGCCCAUAGACUGCAGGAUGAGCUCCUGGAGUGCGUGGUCGAAAUGUGACCCUUGCCUCAAACAAAUGUUUCGUUCGAGGAGCAUUGAGAUCUUUGGACAAUUUAAUGGGCGAAAGUGUGUGGACGCCGUGGGAGACCGACGGCAGUGUGUGCCCACAGAGGCCUGCGAAGACCCCGAGGAUGACUGUGGCAACGACUUUCAGUGUGGUACAGGCAGAUGCAUAAAGAAUCGACUUCUGUGUAAUGACGACAAUGACUGCGGAGACUAUUCAGAUGAGGAUAACUGUGAACGUGAUCCUCGCCCCCCUUGCCGCAACAGAGUGGUCGAAGAGUCAGAACUGGCACGGACAGCAGGAUAUGGGAUCAACAUCCUAGGCAUGGAUCCACUCAGCACCCCUUUUGACAACCAGUACUACAAUGGACUCUGUGACCGAGUUUGGGAUGGCAACACCUUGACGUACUACCGCAGGCCCUGGAACGUGGCUUCGCUGACCUAUGACACCAAAGCUGACAAGAACUUCAGAACUGAAAAUCGUGAAGAAGAGAUACAGGUACUCAGAACUAUUAUCGAAGAGAAGAAAUUAAAUUUUAAUGCAGAUUUAAGUAUAAAAUAUACACCUGUUGAAGCAACUGAAAAGCAUAAAUGUAUGGAUUGUGGACAUUCUAACAAAGAAUACAUCCCAAGUCCUUCCAACAAGGGUGCUGAGGCUAGAUUUCGAUUUACAUAUUCCAAAGAUGAAAUUUACAAACUGUUGUCAUCAUUUUCUUCUAAGCAGGAAAAAAUGUAUCUGCAUGUAAAAGGAAAAGUUCACCUGGGAAGAUUUGUGAUGAGAAGUCGGGAUGUCAUGCUGCAAACAACUUUCUUGGAUUCUAUAAAUACUCUGCCAACUACUUAUGAAAAAGGGGAAUAUUUUGCAUUUUUGGAAACCUAUGGAACCCACUACAGUAGCUCUGGAUCUCUUGGAGGAGUCUAUGAACUAAUAUAUGUUUUGGAUAAAAAGUCCAUGGAGCAGAAAGGUAUUCAACUGAGGGAAGUACAGAGAUGCCUCGGGUUUAAUCUGGAUUUGUCUCUGAGGGUUGGAGUUGAAGUUACAGGAAAUAUUGGUUUAAACCCUUGCUCAAAGAAGGGUAGCGGUGAAACGGAUACGAACCCAGAGGCUGACCUCUUCGAUGAUGUUAUUACAUUCAUAAGAGGAGGAACCAGAAAAUAUGCAACUGAGCUGAAAGAGAAACUUCUCCAAGGAGCCAGAAUGAUUAAUGUGACUGACUUUGUAAACUGGGCCUCUUCCUUAAAUGAUGCUCCGGUGCUCAUAAGCCAAAAACUGGCUCCGAUAUAUGAUCUGAUUCCAGUGAAAAUGAAAGACGCACACCUCAAGAAACAAAAUUUGGAAAGAGCCAUUGAAGACUACGUCAAUGAAUUCAGUUUAAGGAAAUGCCAACCGUGCCAAAAUGGAGGGACUGUGGUUCUGCUGGACGGAGAAUGCGUGUGUUCCUGCCCAAGAGAGUUCAAGGGAGUGGCCUGUGAAAUAAAAAAAUAGAAAAUUUCUAAAGGCUUGCAGUCAAAAAAAAAAAGAAAAUAGAGUUGUUGGUUUCCCUGGGAUCAUAUGGAAAGAAAAACACCAGCACCUUCCAGAGAUAGUUCUUGCUGCCAAAUGAAAAGCAACAUGCUUCAUGAAAAGCCUACCAACCUCUGAAGUCUCUCUCUUAAAAUCCACAAUGCUUCUUUUUCUCCUUCAAUUCCCAUGAUGUUUCCAUUUGUUAUUCCUUAAUGAGGAGAGUCAGCUGUUAGGUAUGCCAUGACUUCUUUCUCACACAGCUAAUGCCAAUCUCUGGCUAGCAAAACAAAAUUGAAUUAAAAAGAGAAUGUUGGUUAAAAAGAC
This is a messenger RNA of Cervus elaphus (red deer), 2056 nucleotides long. RefSeq names its product complement C9 (gene C9). Lineage: Eukaryota; Metazoa; Chordata; Mammalia; Artiodactyla; Cervidae. Gene Ontology annotation, molecular function: protein binding. Gene Ontology annotation, biological process: immune response. The transcript is spliced from 11 exons. Gene Ontology annotation, cellular component: membrane attack complex. Bases 68 to 1714 code for a protein of 548 amino acids. The record is from RefSeq and is a predicted model, not a curated record.